This is a messenger RNA of Vigna angularis (adzuki bean), 1172 nucleotides long. Its product is annotated as octanoyltransferase LIP2, mitochondrial. NCBI's taxonomy places the organism in Eukaryota, Viridiplantae, Streptophyta, Magnoliopsida, Fabales, Fabaceae. Gene Ontology annotation, cellular component: mitochondrion. Gene Ontology annotation, molecular function: lipoyl(octanoyl) transferase activity. The coding region runs from base 280 to 984 and encodes 234 amino acids. The record is from RefSeq and is a predicted model, not a curated record. Gene Ontology annotation, biological process: protein lipoylation. The transcript has 3 exons.
AUGAAGGUCCAAUGAACAAAUGUUUGACGGACUAUUAUUGUCCGAAGGCUUUGGUCUGAAGCCCUCGUGUUGAAGCCUUUGCUCUCAAAUCCUGUACUCUCAGCCCCUUUGUUCUGAAGCCGUCGCUCAAACCCUUUGCUCUCACAGUCGUCGUUGUCAGACACUGCAUCUUGGGCCACUCUGUUAUAUUUUGGAAGGUAUUGUUGGUUCAGUUAUUGCUAAAGAAGGCAGUCUGCCUGACGCUUCUGGUCUCGUAUCCGGUGUUUUCAAGAAUAGGGAAUGAGGGGUUUGCGAAGCCUGGAGGUCUGGAAACUAGGAGUUGUCAACUACAUUGAUGCAUUGAAACUGCAGGAAAAACUGGCCUUGGAUAGAAAGCUUCAUAAGAGAUGUGAUACUCUUCUGUCUUUGCAACACCCCCCUACAUACACUGUGGGCAAAAGGCAAACUGUUCACAAUUUGUUAAUUCCCCAGUCAGAGUUGGAAGCAAUUGGAGCUGAACUUCACUACACUCAAAGGGGAGGAGACAUUACAUUUCAUGGUCCCCGCCAAGCUAUUUUGUAUCCUAUCAUAUCACUUCGUGACAUUGGGCUUGGUGCUCGGAGUUUUGUGGAGAAAAUCGAGUCAACCAUGAUUGAACUGGCUGCUAUGUAUGGCGUGAAAGCUUGUCCUGGACAAAGUGGUGAAACUGGGGUAUGGGUUGGAGAAAGGAAGAUAGGUGCUAUUGGCGUUCGGAUAUCGGGUGGAAUCACUUCUCAUGGGAUGGCAUUUAACAUUGAUCCUGAUUUAAGCUACUUCAGGCACAUUGUUCCUUGUGGAAUUGCGGAUAAAGAUGUAACAUCUUUGAGAAGGGAGACAGAUGUUGUCCUUCCUGAGGGAGAAAUAGUACAGGAACAAUUGAUUUCAUGUUUUGCAAGAAUCUUUGGUUAUAAUAACCUGAUUUGGAAGGAGGAUGCUACAGUACAUUUUGAUUACGAAACUGAAUGAGAUUCAGUUAUUUGAGCUAGCAAACAACUGUAGAUAUUUGUUUCUCCUUGCAUUCUUUUGUCAAAUCUUUUAAGUUAAUAUAAUUCUUUCUUAUCUACAUAUGUACCAGAACAUGAUCGAGGAAUCAAUUUGAUUAAACUAGCCAAUGAAUAUUAUUUAAACAAAAUAUCAUAUUAAGGUUGUUAGUG